AUUUGAACAAAGCAAGGUUAUCAGUAUGUGUUCUUUGUCUCAUAAGAGACAUUAAGUAGCCAUUCUUAAAAGAAUUUGAGAAUGUAAUUUUUUUGUUAUAAUUAGUCUUAAUCAUGAACUCUAUAUACGCGAAAGUACUUGCUAUAGCUGUUGUUACAGUUGGCAGUUAUUUCUGUGGAUUUUUACCUGCUAUUUUGGGACUAGGUUCUACUUAUAAAAAGUCAAUUUUGUUAUCUUCUACUCUAUGUUUUGGAGCUGGAGUUUUAUUGUCCACUUCUAUUGUUCAUAUUCUUCCUGAUGUAAGAAAUGAUGUUCACCAGUGGGGAGAAUUACUUUUAUGUGCUGGAUUUUUUUUUAUUUAUGCUAUUGAUGUUUUAUUAUCACCAUUUCUUCCAAAAAGUGAUUCUUCUUCAGAAGAACAAGAUCCGCUGUUACCUCAGGAAUCGAGUACGAUUUAUGGAUCUACAUCUAAUGAUAGUGAAUUUCCAAUUUUAUCUCAAGAUCAUGUUGUGGAAAACCAGACAACAAAAUCGUGGUCUUGUAUGAAUUUUGGUCUGCUCGUUGCAUUUACAACGCAUGCUUUGUUGGAAGGAUUGGUCAUCGGUGUUCAAGAUUCAACUAACGGGGUUUUAUUAUUGUUAGGAGCUGUUUGUUCUCAUAAACUACUUGUUGCCUUUUGUCUGGGUACUGAAUUGAUUUCUGUUGGACGUCAUUGGUGCUCGUUAAUUGUUCCACUUUCAGUUUUUGUGUUGGGUUCUGAUAUAGGUAUUGUUCUUGGAUUAAUCUUCGAAGUUGAAGGAUCCCCAGUGAUGAAAGCUAUUAUCCCAUACAUGCAGGCUAUUGCAGGUGGAACAUUAUUAUAUAUAGCUUUAAGUGAAAUUAUUCCCCGUGAGAAAGCACGUGAUCUCCCAAAAUAUGCUAGCAUUUUUCAAAUCAUCGGAAUGUUUGCUGGAUUUUCACUUAUGUCGGCUUUAAGUAUGCUGUUAUAAUUUAGUCACUAUGCUAUAAAUCAGUUAACAUUAUGUUGUUACCAACUUUGUAUUUAAGUUAUAGAUAUAUAGAUAUGAUCAUAAUUGUAAAAAAACUCCCAUGACCAGAAAAUAUAAAUGUGAAAGUUUUCAAAGUUAUAGUUACAGUAAUCCCUGUACAUUUGUGAAUUUGACAUCCUCAAGUUUUGAUUUUGUACACUACGAGUUCAUGAAUGUGGGUAAAUUCCAUAUUUGCGAAUUUUGUAUUUCAUUAUUCUUGGUUAAAAAAGUCUGAGUACACUAUGUAUGUAUAUAGUAAGCACACAUAUUUAUUUAUGAAGUAGGUUUUCAAUUGUAAUAUAGAACAAAAAUCCAUUGAUAAAGUUCAUUUUUUUGUUUAACAAAAAUUGGAUGGAUUAUUUUCCUGGAACUUAACCCUCCCGAAUGUCAAUGGAUUACUGUAGUGAAUUGAAAAAAUUGCAGGGUAUAGGUGUAUAAGACGUAUGUACAUAUUAUUUUCUACAUUACUGACAAUGUGCCUUUAAUAUGGGACUACUUUUUUUAAAUUUUGAUACUCAUAAAAUAAAUAUAUUUUCUGAUAAAUUAUGAUUAGAAAUGUAAUUUUAUUGAGUACCUUCUCGGAUGUGUAACAUUGUUUAGUUAUUAAAUAAUUUAUGUCGUAGAUAUUUAUUAGGAAGGACCACCAGUAUAAAUUCUUGUCCUAAAGAAACUUUAGAUACCUAUUAUGCAAAAAUGACAUUAGAAUCAUUUUCAAUAUCAUUAUUUUUAAUGUAAAAACUUUUCAUUCUGAAUUCUAUUAUUCAGAAUGUUUUUUGGACAUGGAAAGAUGAUAGCAUUUCCAUAGAUUGUAUUAAGGCAACAACGUAAAAUGCCUAAGGUUGGGAUGGGAUCCUCUUGAAAUAUAUUGCUCAAGAGUUGAUCCUAUGACUGCAUAAGUUUAGGAACUCCUGUACUAUUUAUAUUUUUUAUAAUUUUAGUUAGAUAUCAUCUAACUUCUAUUUAAAAAAAUGAGAAUACGGUUAUGAUAACUGUAUCCAGAAUAAUAAUCCAAAAUUUCCAUUUCAAAAUCCAAUGAUUAAUGUCAUUUAUCUUUAUUUCUGAUAUUGUUUACUAGAAUAUUGAUUUUUGGUCCUUCCUUAUUUGGCAUUUUUUGGUCAUUUAUUACCACUUAAUAAUUAAAACAUAAGAUAUUUUUUGUUUGACUAAAUUUGUUUUAUUUAACUUUAGUUAUUUUACAAAUGUGAAGACUGUAAUUAUUGUGUCAUAUUGAAUACUCAAUGGUUGAUGUAGUCUAUUGAGGAAAGAGAUGAUUCAGAGUGGCGGUCAUAAAAAAAACUUAAAAUAGUGAAAAACUAUUUUAUUAAUAAAUUAAACUUAUAAAAUAGUUUUUCACAAUUUUAAGUUUUUUUAUGACUGCCACCUCGGACCAUCUCAUUCCUCAUUGUAAUUAUUGUGAUAUCAUAUAUAUAUAUAUAUAUAUAUAU
Nezara viridula (southern green stink bug) is the source of this 2473-nucleotide messenger RNA. Lineage: Eukaryota; Metazoa; Arthropoda; Insecta; Hemiptera; Pentatomidae. The record is from the annotation of a GenBank genome assembly.